AUGAAAAUCAAGUCCUUUCCUUUCCUUGGGUUACUAUACGUAACAUGUUCUUGUGCUUUACCAGUGGUUCCAGAAAAGGAAAAAGAAGAUAUACAAUUUGCUCAGAAAUACCUGGAAAACUUCUAUGAUUUUAAAGAAGAGAAAAGCUCUCUCUUUAAAUCCAAGAACCUCAAUCUCAUGUCUGAAAAAAUACGAGAAAUGCAGUCAUUCUUUGGACUGGAGGUGACUGGGGAACUGAAUUCUCAGACACUGGACAUGAUGAAGCAGCCCAGAUGUGGAAUACCAGACGUCCGCUCAUACAGCACCUUCCCUCUGAGCCCUAAGUGGAAAAAAGAAGAUGUGACAUAUCGGAUUUUGAACUACACUCCAGACAUGCUACAAGAUGAUGUAGAGGAAGCAAUAGCAAAAGCCUUUCAACUCUGGAGCAGUGUGACCCCUUUGAGAUUCACCAGGCUCCACAGUGGCGAAGCAGAUAUAAUGAUCUCCUUUGCAUCUGGAUUUCACGGUGACUUCUAUUCCUUUGACGGUCCAGGAGGAACUCUGGCACAUGCCUAUCACCCCGGCAAAGGAAUAGGCGGAGAUGCCCACUUUGACGAAGAUGAAAACUGGACCAAAUUUACUACCUAUACUGGAUACAACUUGUUUCUCGUUGCUGCUCAUGAAUUAGGCCACUCAUUGGGUCUUGGUCAUUCUAAUGUCUUUGGUGCCUUGAUGUAUCCUAUAUAUAUGGCCAGGGAUACAAGAGACUACAGACUUCCUCAAGAUGAUAUUGAUGGCAUUCAGUCCCUCUAUGGUCCUCCCAGGGAAUCUCCAACAAAAGCUUUUCCUUCACAAGAACCGACUGAAAUGACACCUACAGAAGCACCAACGGAAAUGUCACCCCGUGAAGAACCAACAGAAAUGACACCCUCCAAAUCUCCUGCAAGAGCAGAGGACUGUGACCCUCAUUUGACUUUUGAUGCUAUCACCACUCUCCGUGGGGAAAUACUAUUCUUUAAAGACAGCUAUGUCUGGCGCAAAAGUCCUUACUUCGCAGGCAUUGAGCAUGACACCAUCUCCUCGUUCUGGCCAUCGCUGGCAGCUGGCUUUGAUGCUGCAUAUGAGAUUGACAAGAAGGAUCAAGUGAUUUUUUUUAAAGAUGACCAGUACUGGGCUAUCAAUGGCUACAAUAUACAGCCAGGUUUUCCCAAGCCUAUCCACAACCUGGGCUUCUCCAGAAAUGUCAGGAAAAUUGAUGCGGCUGUUCAUGAUCAAAAUACCAAGAAAACAUACUUCUUUGUAGGCCAUAGAUACUGGAGUUUCAAUGAAAACACUCAAUCAAUGGAAAGGGGAUAUCCCAGAAAAAUAGCAGCUGACUUCCAUGGAAUUGACCACACAAUUGAUGCUGCCCUUCAGAAAAAUGGACAUUUCUAUUUUUUCCAUGGAUCAAAGCAGUAUGAGGUUGAUGUCAAGACCAAGAAGCUUAUCCGUACAAUGAAGAGCAACAGCUGGUUCAAUUGCUAGAAAUAUUAAGUGACAGUGUAGGACCGAAUUUACAC
Messenger RNA from Rhea pennata, 1538 nucleotides. RefSeq names its product stromelysin-1-like. Gene Ontology annotation, molecular function: zinc ion binding; metalloendopeptidase activity. The coding region runs from base 1 to 1503 and encodes 500 amino acids. NCBI's taxonomy places the organism in Eukaryota, Metazoa, Chordata, Aves, Rheiformes, Rheidae. The transcript is spliced from 10 exons. The record is from RefSeq and is a predicted model, not a curated record. Gene Ontology annotation, biological process: extracellular matrix organization; proteolysis; collagen catabolic process. Gene Ontology annotation, cellular component: extracellular matrix.